Messenger RNA from Chiroxiphia lanceolata (lance-tailed manakin), 917 nucleotides. RefSeq names its product distal membrane arm assembly complex 1 (gene DMAC1). Lineage: Eukaryota; Metazoa; Chordata; Aves; Passeriformes; Pipridae. Bases 361 to 636 code for a protein of 91 amino acids. The transcript has 2 exons. The record is from RefSeq and is a predicted model, not a curated record.
CGGAACCGUCAGUGUGGGACGCAGUUUGCGCACCGACUGGUUUAGCUGACUGGCGUUGCAACGCACGGACCCAUUUCACGUUACAUACUUCCGGCGCCGCCGUGUCCCCUCACGGGGAGGCCUCACUGCGCGCGGGGUCAGCGGCGGUUCCUGGCGCCGUUCAGGCCCCGCUGCGGCGGGAGUGACGUCAGCACCGGGAGGCCUUCGGUAACGACGCCCCUAAAACCUUCCGUUAAUCCCCCCUCCGUUAAUCAGGCGGAACCUUCGUGGGGGGACGCGGUUGCGCGCGGAGCCGCGCGACCAGCGCUACACGGACCCGAUUUAGCGCCGCGCACUUCCGGCGCCUCUUCCGGCGCCGCCAUGUCGCGCCCCGGGGAGGUCUCGCCCGGGUCGGGGCCGGCGCCGGCGCAGCCACGGCCGCUCUUCGGGGGCUGCCUGAGCUGCCGCUUCGUGUGCGGCGCGGGGCUGCUCCUGGCGGCAGCGUGGCUGUACCAGGGCCCGCGGAACAGCAUGAAAAGGGGGAUCCCGCCGUCCAUGGGCACCAUCGCUCAGAUCACCUUCGCCCUCAGUGUGGGGGCCUGGGGCGUCGUCAUCCUCUGGGACCCCGUGGGGAAACAGCUGCCCAAGCAGCCCUGAGGAGGGGCUGGGGCCCCCCAGGAGCCCCCCACAAAACCUUCGGGACCCCCCCCCCGAGGGUGACAACGGGGUGGACUCCUAAUAAAGCUGCUUUGCUUUCCUAAUUCUGUUUUUGGGAGGGGGGCACAGCUGAGGUUUAUUUGGGUCUGUGGGUCUCUGGGAGGGGGGGUUGGGGUCCCCCAGCCCCUCCAAUAUUACAAGGAUCCCCCAGAACCCCCAGGACCCCCCUCCCCGGGAGCAGCAAGGGGGUGAGACCCCCCAAUAAAGAUGCUUUGCCCCCC